Messenger RNA from Dendroctonus ponderosae (mountain pine beetle), 1791 nucleotides. RefSeq names its product transcription termination factor 3, mitochondrial (gene mTerf3). Gene Ontology annotation, biological process: mitochondrial ribosome assembly; regulation of DNA-templated transcription. Bases 137 to 1168 code for a protein of 343 amino acids. Gene Ontology annotation, molecular function: double-stranded DNA binding. Gene Ontology annotation, cellular component: mitochondrion. NCBI's taxonomy places the organism in Eukaryota, Metazoa, Arthropoda, Insecta, Coleoptera, Curculionidae. The record is from RefSeq and is a predicted model, not a curated record. The transcript is spliced from 5 exons.
ACUGCGGCUGUUUUGAAUAGUUUGAUAACCUGUGGUUUUGACAAUAAAAUAACCCCCCUGAGGGAUGUUCUGUGGUUUUGACAUUGAGUAUUUGUUUUGCAUGGUCUUCAAGUCUUGUUCUAUGAAUUAGUUCAAAAUGCUUAAAACUGUGCGAUGGUGUGUGCAAAGAGGGCUUAGAACUAUUGCGGCCCGGAGCCCCACGACCUCUGAGCUAGCAAGUGUAAAAGACAGUGGCCAAAAUGCCGACAUGGAAAAUGAACUCGAAGUAGCCCCGCAGAGAACGUCGGUGCUGGACCCCAUUUCUGAAGAUAUUUCGCAUAUUGGCAGCUACUUGAAGCCCACCUUCAACCUGGCGGCUUACGCGAACCGGUCGGAAGUGAUUCAGGAGUUUGUCAAGCUGGGGGUGAAUCUCUACUACAUUGAGAAGAAAAUUUCUGAAGCGGUGCCCUUGAUUUUGCGACUUAAAUUCGAGGAUCUUAGAGAGCACGUGCUGUUCUUGAACUCGCUAGGAGUGUCUUUUGAGGAUGUGGGCAAGCUGAUAACGAAAAAUCCUCUGAUUUUCAAAGAAAAGCUGGAGGACCUCAAGGUGCGAGUGAAUUAUUUAAAGUUCAAGCGGUUCAACGACGAAAUGAUUGCUAGGAUAGUUGCCAAGAACCCGUAUUGGCUGAGCUAUAGCACGCACGAAAUCGACCAUAAGUUGGGGUUUUUCCAAAAAAACUUCAAGUUGAAUGGAAAUGAAGUGCGCAGCGUGGCCGUGCAAAAGCCCCAGCUAAUCACCUUCGAACAGCAGCAUAUUACAGAAAACACUUUUGUGCUGAAAGAGGAAAUGGGCUUUGCAGACGAAGAACUCAAAAGCAUCAUCCUUGCCAAACCUCACAUAUUCAUGCAAGGAAAAUUCCGGCUACAGAAGUCCUUUGAGUAUGUGCACAACGUGAUGGGCAUCUCUCACGAGCAAAUCCUGCAAAACUCCGAAAUUCUGACCUGCCGGGCAUCACGGAUGAGGGAAAGGCAUCAGUUUCUGGUAAAGCUGAAGAGGGAUCAGUUUAAUGCGAAAGAACCCAACUACGUCAAUCUAGUCACCAUGGUGAAAGACCCGGAUGGGGUGUUUGCGACCGAAGUGGCGAAAAGCAGUGCCGAAGCAUACAACAUGUUUUUGAAGACUUUGUAGUUGUUUAGAGGAAUAUAGAUUGGACGCUACUGAGUGUAAUUAACCUGCCAUCACCUGCCCGAUUACAUUGACAGCCUAGAAAUCGGAAAAUUUACUGUGGACAAUGCUGCUAUUAUGGAGCCUUCUGCUGAUGGCGAUCAAAAUGGCGCUUAACCAGGGAGACUACGUGACUCCGGGCAACAUGCAGUUCCCCUUUGGCGACGAGAACCAAAUGGGCACCGAUGUGGCAGCCGACGAUACAAACACGGUGGUCUGCCGCGAGCGCAAAGAGUACGAGCCGGAGUUCGGCCGCUGCCCGUUUCCUCCCGCAGACCUCAAGCUGGCGGAUCCGUAUGUUCGCUGCCCUCAAUUCCCACCUGGGCCUCGAGUAGCGCAUGAGGAGGAAGAGAAACUGGCAUCCACGGACGCUUUGUGCAAACAAUGCGACGUGCAACUCACCCCCGAUAGAGCAGCCAUUAACUUGAAGUGUCUGGCCUGUUUGGACUUGCCCAGCCCUCACAGGAGUGCGAAUUUCACGGAAAAGGACGUGGCCUUCACGGCUUAUUAUGUGGAAAUUGCCAAUUACACGUCGGUGUUGGUUCAAGGGGCAGAGAAUUUUUGAUUAUAAAUGAUUGAGCAGCGUA